Molecule: messenger RNA, 871 nt
Organism: Lindgomyces ingoldianus
Lineage: Eukaryota; Fungi; Ascomycota; Dothideomycetes; Pleosporales; Lindgomycetaceae
Product: alginate lyase 2
Exons: 1
Coding region: 95-871 (258 amino acids)
Source: RefSeq, a predicted model, not a curated record
UAAACUUCUAUCUACACUUUCCUUCAAUUACAUCUUGACUCUCUCCUAGAGAGAAUCCAUCUUUCAUUCUCAUUAACAUCAAACACUACCCGGCAUGACGUCCCUUCUUUCGAAUUCCCUAUUUCUCUUACUCGGCUCCGUACUCGCUGCUCCCUUUACUCCAAAUCUCGUCCCCCGAGCCCUGAACCCUUCAUGCGCACCCGGCGGUAACUUCGAUCUCUCACUCUGGAACCUCCAACUUCCUACAGGCACCCAAGGCCACAUUGAUCAAAUCACCUCCUCUACACUUAAAGGCUGUUCCGGGUAUUCUACUUCCAAUUACUUCUUCACUGACUCCAAAGACGGCGCUCUUAUCAUGAAAGUCCCAGGGUCGCCGUCGAGCGCUGGAUGUGUGACGACCAGCGGAAGUAAACAUUGCCGUACAGAAUUGAGGGAGGUAAAUCCAUCAAGCUGGGAUCCCAGGAAGCAAGUCAACAGGUUGAAGGCAAAGCUUUCAGUUCCAACGCCUGAUGAUUCGAAAUACGGUACCGUAAUCGGCCAAAUCCAUGUUGACGAUAGCGUAUCUUCCAAACCGGUUUGCGAACUCUUUUACAAUAAAAACGGCGAUAUCGCCAUGGGUGUGGAGCAGAUUCCGGAUGAGUCGAGCCUCAAAUAUACGGCGAUUGGGAACGUCCCGAAGAACCAGACUUUCACGUAUGAGAUUAGGUACGAGGGCGGAAAGUUGAGUGUGGGUAUCAAUGGAGAGGUUUUCAAGACUUUAGGGACGGGGGGUUUGGAGAGUCCGAAGAGUUAUUUUAAGGUUGGGAAUUAUAAUCAGGGAGACUCGGCGUCGAGUGUGAGGUUUCUGUCUAUCGAUGUGGCCCACUCUUAG